Messenger RNA from Melitaea cinxia (Glanville fritillary), 834 nucleotides. RefSeq lists its product as uncharacterized. The record is from RefSeq and is a predicted model, not a curated record. The transcript has 5 exons. The coding region runs from base 148 to 834 and encodes 228 amino acids. Lineage: Eukaryota; Metazoa; Arthropoda; Insecta; Lepidoptera; Nymphalidae.
UGGUGUUGCAGGCCUUUAGUGGAACGCACUUAAUAUGUCAAACAUCUGACAAAUUUACUGUUUAAUGUUUAUUAUGCAAAUUGUGAAUUUUGAUCAAUUAAAUAAAUAUUACUAAUACAUUUAAAUGACUAAGUAUAACUUCAUAACAUGGAAUGUAUAAAAACUGGUAAAUCAGAGUACUGUUUAGGUUGUUUGUGCCAUAAUAAUGAUUUUAAUUUACGAAACUAUAAAUUACAAACGGAAACUCUCAAAACACUAUUUCAGGUUGAACGUAUAAAUUUUUGCUAUUUAUGUAAAAGUUUAAUUUGCAAAGCGGAGCAGUUCAUACAAAAUGUUCAAAGCAACCAGAUCUUUAUGGAAAAUUUUCAAAGUAUUACAGAUUCAACGAUUGAGACAGCACGGCUUGCAUCGACAAUUAUGCUGUCAGAGGUCAUUUUAGAUUCUAUUGAAUUGACGGAUAAUAACAAAGAUAUUGACGAACCAAUAUGUGUUAUAUAUGGUAAAUGUAAGAAUAAGAAUUUAAAUAUUAAGUCUGAAAUAAAGGAAGAAGAGAUUUUGGAACACAUUGAGGACGAUUUUGUUGAUGAUAAUGAAUAUCCAGAUUCCAAUGUGAAGGAGGAAGAUGAUUGCCCGUUAAAUACAUUAAUUAAGGCUGAAAAUAAUGAUUUAUCAAAAGAAAUCUGUGCAAGAAAACUUAGAAAAGAAUUGAAAAGAGGUAAAGUCAAAAAGAAAGCUCCCGGUUUUGUGCCCAAUAUAUGUUGCUCUAUUCUGCUACAAGUUUCCAAAAGUCUAGGCCCAAAUAUUCAAAAAAGAGAACUACACAUUUAUGCCUGA